Papaver somniferum (opium poppy) is the source of this 1077-nucleotide messenger RNA. RefSeq names its product putative F-box protein At1g53550. The record is from RefSeq and is a predicted model, not a curated record. The coding region runs from base 1 to 1077 and encodes 358 amino acids. Lineage: Eukaryota; Viridiplantae; Streptophyta; Magnoliopsida; Ranunculales; Papaveraceae. Gene Ontology annotation, molecular function: protein binding. The transcript is spliced from 2 exons.
AUGGAGUAUUUCAAGAAUCUCCCCAUGGAAACCACGAUAGACAUAUUAUCUCGUUUACCUGCUGAAUCGGUUAUGGAUUGCAAAUUAGUAUUCAAAGGUUGGAAUAAACUUAUUUCUCAUCCAUCAUUCUCUAAGAUCCACAUAAAUCGUCUUAUUGAUUCUGGUAAGUUGAGUUUUCUUAUUAGCAUCUUCGAUGAGUUGAAUUUACUUCCUACACCCAACCAAAUUUAUUAUUUUGGUUAUGGUAAGAACAAUAACAUCGUUAGCAAGAUCGAUGUGCUCCCUCAAGAGACAUAUAACUUUACUAUUGUUGGUUCCUGCAAUGGUCUGGUUUGUCUUUUCAAUUACGAUGAUACUAUUAUUAUUAGUAACCCCAUCAUCAAAGAGUAUGUCAUUCUUCCCAAACUUACACCACCUACCCAUAUAGAUGAAAGUUUAUUCAGCGGGUAUAUGUUCUGCGGAUUUGGUUACCUCCCCAAAACUGAGGAGUACAAAGUUGUCAGAAUGUAUAUGUUACUAAAAGAUUCUGAUUUUUUUGAAGUCGAAGUAUACACUCUUGGUAGUGGCUGUAAAUGGAUAAACAUAGGAAACUUCGAGUACACUAGGUUUGGAGGCAAAGUGGGUGUCUUUGUACAUGGUGCUCUUUAUUGGUUAUGUAGUGCAAAUAACGUCCUUGUCUUUGAUUUGGACGAUGAGAAGAUUAAGGAUAUUCCACUACCUGCGAUUCUGGAAAGAGACAACUCUUUAAGCUUUAUAAAUAUGCUUGGUGUUUCAGUUUGGCCUUUGGACGAUUUUUUGAUGUGUGUAGAAAAGAAUCUGGUGGAAGGUGUUAGGAUGAACUGGUGGUUGUUGAAGAUGGAAAGUCAUAUUGAUGAAAUGAAAAGUGGUGCGGUGUUGGGGAUUAAACAUAUUAACGGACGUUCCACUCUCCAUCGUUAUGACGUAGAAUCUUCAUCUCUGGAGACCCUUACCGGUAUUGAUCAACGUUUUGUUGGAUUGCCCUCCCAUCACAUGAAUACUUUGGUUUCUUUAGGAGCUCUUGGAGAACUAAUACAAAAGACAAGAGCAGAUCUUUAG